UCUCUCUUUACGCAUACAUCAUCAAGGGUCUCCUUGGUCAAAAUAGUCAUCUUUUCUUGGUCCUCGUAGCUAUCGGCGGACACUCGAUCAAAUGCUCCUCCACUAAAUUUGUCUCUGUCAACCAUCGAAGGGCUCGACAUGUGGCAACUACAUGGGUCCCUUCAUAGAAUUCGCCGGCGGCUAUCUCACGAAUCCCGAAGCUACAGAGCGCUACCAGUUCUGUCUUGCCAAGACCGCUGACCAGUUCAUGUACUCGAGGCUCAACCUUGAAUACAGUCAUCACUGGCGCAACCUGGGCAUCGUCUUUGGACACUUUACGUUCAACAUUGUUGCUGUUUUCUGGUUCAGAUAUUUCACGCGCAUCCGCACCGUCAGCGUAUUUGCUUCUCUCAGACAAAACCUAAUUCGUCGCAAGUAGAUUGCAAUUCGUGCGUACCAUAUAUGUACUCUCGGAUGUACUCACAUGACUUGAUACACGCGCCUAAGCCUG
Messenger RNA from Suillus discolor, 490 nucleotides. RefSeq lists its product as uncharacterized. The record is from RefSeq and is a predicted model, not a curated record. Lineage: Eukaryota; Fungi; Basidiomycota; Agaricomycetes; Boletales; Suillaceae. Gene Ontology annotation, cellular component: membrane. Gene Ontology annotation, biological process: transmembrane transport. Gene Ontology annotation, molecular function: ATP binding; ATPase-coupled transmembrane transporter activity. The transcript has 2 exons. The coding region runs from base 152 to 418 and encodes 88 amino acids.